This is a messenger RNA of Drosophila novamexicana, 2705 nucleotides long. RefSeq names its product ras-GEF domain-containing family member 1C. The record is from RefSeq and is a predicted model, not a curated record. Gene Ontology annotation, cellular component: plasma membrane. NCBI's taxonomy places the organism in Eukaryota, Metazoa, Arthropoda, Insecta, Diptera, Drosophilidae. Gene Ontology annotation, molecular function: guanyl-nucleotide exchange factor activity. The transcript is spliced from 6 exons. Gene Ontology annotation, biological process: positive regulation of GTPase activity; Ras protein signal transduction. The coding region runs from base 113 to 2290 and encodes 725 amino acids.
CACUGCUGGAGUGGGAAAUAAAUAAAUAAAUAUAAAUAGUCGCCAAGUAAACUGUCUAUUUAGCAAAGGAAACAAGCAAUCGAUGUGCAUUGAAAUGCGAUUGCCAUAAAAAAUGACGAUUGUGCGUCGAUCGGAACGCAAAUACCCCAUGCUGUUCCUGCAGGAUGUUAAAAUUGUGGACUGCGAGACAUCGUCCUCUGUGCAGCAAGAAGAGGUGCUGCUGAUUAACGGUGUGCCGGUCAAAUUGGACGGCCUGCCGGCAGAUGAUGCAAGUGCCAUUAAGAGCGCUCUGCUCGACGGCCAGAUGCCGGCAGUGGAGCACUUGAAUCAGCUGCUGUUUCGUGCUGGGCUGGCGCAACAGCCCAUAGAAGUGGAGACAUCGCUGACGGUGAAGUCCUCGCUGACCACCACCGAGGAGGUGUUGGUUUCACGCAACGGGCAGGUGCUUGACGAGAGAACCGUCGAGACCAAAGAGCACUUUAACCAUCAGUCGCACCAGAAGGAAAUCUGGCAGCCAGUCAGGCAGCAGAACGCUUUGGCGCGUGCGACGCCAGAGAACGCGCUCAAGUAUCGAACAAAUUCGAAUUCCACGUUUUCUUCACAGGCAACAGGCGAUGGGGAACCCAAUAGAUCUGGCGACGAGCUGGGUCGUCAGCUAAAUCAAACAUUUUCGAAUGCCUCACUCAUGUCGAGCAGCUCUGCCCUAAGCGGUUCGGAUCAAGUGAUUGGCUCCACCUCCAAUAUGUCUACGGCAACGACGCUGGGCGAGAAGAGUUCGAAUAUAAGCAGCUGCGACUCGGGCCACGACGGCCUCUUUCACAGUGUCUCGAUGAGUGCGCCCUACACAAAAGCCAACGCCCGCGAUCCGCAAACCGAUUCCAUGUACUGUGACAUUCCCAGCUCGACAGACGAAGCUGAUGCGGUGUCAGUCGCCUUGCUGAGCACGCACUUGCAGAUCACAGAGUCAUGUGACUCAGUCAACGAUUGCCAAACGCCGCCAGCUUAUGCCAAAGACUUGCCAGCCGCUGGUGAUCUCGGCACACUAGUAACGCUCCUGGUCAGCUGCAGGAAUGAGGACGUAGAGUUUGCGUUUCUACUAUGCGCACGUUUGCUUGUCACAGUUCAAGAGCUGCUGUCGAAGAUUAUUCAAGAGUGCCACGGACAAGAGGAGGAGCUGCUGCGUCUGCUUGUGCACUGGCUGCGCAUAUGUCCUAACGACUUCCGCAAUGAGACACUGCUUCAAGAGCUGCGCAAGCACAGCGCCAGCAAGGCAUUAAGUGCUUUUCUCGAUCGCAUUACCGACUCAAUAGACCGGCUGGAUGCAAGUCAGCGCUCACAGUUGCAGUAUUUGCUGGUAAAACAGGCCUCGGCCAGUUCCUUAGGGCGACAGAGCAGUAUUAAAUCGCUCAAACGAUUCGCUGCGAAUGUUUACAAAACGGAUAAUGUGCUGAGCAAGUGCAGCAGCGCCUUCGAACUGGCCCAUCAGCUGUACGCCAUUGAGUAUGCGUACCUCUCGCAGAUACGUCUAGAGGAGUUUAUCGAACUGAUUGACACUGGAGUGUUUAAGACUUGCAUGUUGCAAACCAAGGCAAGUACGCUAGGCUCCAGCUGCACCUCCGCAAAGCAACCCGAGGUUAGCAUCGCAGCCUAUGUGCAGUGGUUCAACCAACUCUGCAAUUUGACUGCCACGGAAAUACUUAAGGCUGGCAAAAAGUCUCAGCGCGUGCAGAUGGUUGAGUUCUGGAUUGAAACCGCUUUGGAAUGCUUCAACACGGGCAACUUUAACAGUCUGAUGGCUAUUUUGACGGCUCUCAAUAUGACUGCCAUAUCGCGACUCAAAAAAACUUGGUCAAAGGUGCAGACAACCAAAUUCGAGGGCUUGGAACAUCAAAUGGAUCCCAGCUCCAAUUUUCACAAUUACCGAUCGACCAUGAAAGCUGCCAUUUGGCGCUCCGAACGCGAAGCGGCUAAUAAAAUCGAGCGUGCCAUUAUUCCGUUUUUCUCGCUCUUUCUAAAGGAUUUCUACGCCAUUCACGAGACACACAAUACCAGACUCGCCAACGGAUCCUUCAACUUUGAGAAGUGCACACUUCUUGGCACACAGCUGCGCAACUUCUAUAAAUGCCAACAGCUGGAUUGUCCGUAUGAGCAGCUGUCCCAUGUCGUGGCCUAUUUGCAGAAGGCAGAAGUUUUCACCGAGGAGGUUCUUAUAAGAACUUCCUAUGAAUGCGAGUCGCCGACUGGCGUCGGAGAGAAAGAUCACUAUAAAGCGCUAAAAGCUGCUAAAUAAUCGAACACAUUAAUUUGAAUUAUUCAAUAAGACGACAAUUUUUGGCGAUAAUCGAAUCUAGCCUCGCACAAACUUCCAUUGAGUUUGUACACAUUUUUUUGUUGAUACUUCCAUGUUUAUAUUUGCAUUUGCAUCGCAAUGACGAUAAUAACUUUACACUAAAAUCGCAAUCGUAUUUGUUAAUUUGUACUUAAGUCUGUAGCGUACUUUCAUACAUAUUCAACUGAUCAUAAGCAAUUGGUUGGCAUGUAAUUUGCAGCUCCAAUAAAUUUACAUACAAUCUUACCAUUUUUUCAUCCCAUUUUUCGGGACUUGAUAUAUCCCUUUUUAAUAAAGUAGGGAAAUAAUCCAAGAGAAUAAAUUUACGUACAAUCUAAAACAAUUGCUUUAUGCCUAAAUGCAGUUUUAGGGAUUU